Arabidopsis arenosa is the source of this 651-nucleotide messenger RNA. Lineage: Eukaryota; Viridiplantae; Streptophyta; Magnoliopsida; Brassicales; Brassicaceae. The record is from the annotation of a GenBank genome assembly.
AGGGUUCUUCUCUCUGAUCAGUGAUCACUUCUCCGACGCAGAAAUGACCAAGUUCAGGAAGCUUGGCCGGCCGGCGGGUCACCGUAUGUCCAUGCUCAGGACAAUGGUUUCUCAGUUGGUGAAGCACGAGCGUAUUGAGACCACCGUCACUAAGGCUAAAGAAGUCCGUCGUCUUGCUGAUAAUAUGGUUCAACUCGGCAAGGAGGGUACACUAGCUGCCGCAAGGAGAGCAGCUGGUUUUGUGAGAGGAGAUGAUGUCCUUCACAAGAUUUUCACUGAAUUGGCAUAUAGAUACAAAGAUAGAGCUGGUGGAUACACAAGACUGCUCCGUACUCGCAUACGAGUUGGUGAUGCUGCUCCAAUGGCCUAUAUCGAGUUUAUUGACAGAGAGAACGAGCUUAGGCAAUCGAAACCAGCAACACCUCAACCACCACAACGAGUGCCGUUGGACCCAUGGGAAAGAUCCCGGCUCACCAGGCAGUUCGCUCCACCUAAAGAGGAGAAAAGCUCUGAUUCUGAGCUGUAAUGUGGCAUAAUAAAUUUCCCUGUCCACCAAAUAUCUUGUUUUUGUCUCAAAAUGUAUUUCGUGAUCAUUCAUCAUUUGCUAGAAUAUGUUUUCACAGAGGCAAACAAUAAAGUUAGCAUUUUUAU